GUCGCUGCAGCCUCGCUCUCCGAACUACCCCGCGCAGGCGCGUAGGCGCUCUGCGGCGGAGGCCGCAGCAGUGCGCAGCCAUGCUGGCCGGCUCAUGGACGGCAAGGCGGCGGGGGCCUCGCUGAGGAGCCCAUGGAGCGCAAGCGGUCCUCCCGCCGGCAUCACCACCACCACGGAGCCGGUGGGGCGGCCGCAUCAGCUGUGGCGCCGCCCGAGAACCGCUGCAAGUCGUGUUGCCGCAAGUUCACCGCGUUUCUCUUCUCGCACGUGGGUCUGUGCGCGCUCGUGGUCGGCUACAGCAUCCUGGGCGCUUUCGCCUUCCGCGCGCUCGAGGCUCCCUACGAGGUGGAGAAGGCCAGCCAGGUGAUCGCCAUGCGCCGCGAGACCGUGGCGCGCCUCUGGGAGAUCACCGACCGCCUGAACGUGCUCUACAAGGAGAACUGGACGGCCGCCGUCUCGCACGAGAUCCUGGACUUCCAGGCGCGCCUCAUAGCAGCCGUAAAGGACGGCUACGAUGGCAAGGAGAUCGGCACGGGCGGACAGCAAUGGUCCUUCUCGGGCGCCUUUCUCUACUCGCUUACUGUGAUCACCACCAUUGGGUACGGCAACAUAGCUCCUCGCACCAACUGGGGCAAGAUCGUGACCAUCUUGUACGCCAUCGUGGGCAUCCCUCUGAUGCUGCUCUACUUGACGAACAUCGGCGACAUUUUGGCCAAGGCGUUUCGAUAUGUCUACGGCAAGCUGUGCACGUGCAGGCCGAGCGGCGCGCAGCGCAGGCGCCGUGUGCCCCUGCAGGCCAACCACUUGCAACGCAACUCGGUGGCCGAGAACUACCGCGUCCACCACAUCGUCUCGCACAACGCACUCGACGGACAGGAGAAGCUUCGUGCCUGUGAUGACCAGGUGCGUAUCGAGAACCUGGCCACGGGCGACGACGAGGUGUAUGAAGACGGCGCGAGCAAGCCGCGCGUGUCGGUGCCCAUCACGCUGUGCUUCGUCAUCAUGAUCGGCUACAUCUCCGGAGGUGCAGUCAUCUUUUCGCUCUGGGAGGGCUGGGAGUUCCUGGACGGCUCCUACUUCUGCUUCGUCACGCUGAGCACCAUCGGCUUCGGGGACCUGGUGCCCGGCGACACCGUGGUCUCCGACAGUGGCUCUCAGGAGAAGCUGGUCAUCUGCUCGCUCUACCUGCUGGUGGGCAUGGCGCUCAUCGCCAUGUGCUUCAACCUCAUGCAGGAGGAGGUCAUCUACAAAGUGAGAAACUGUGGCAAACGCAUUGGUAUUAUCAAGGACACCGACGACGAUGAAGACUUCUCCUGAGGCAUGUUAUCACGACACCUGGAUCAUGGCACCUUGGCCAAAAGACUCUGCAAAGUGCGAAAUAGACUUUUUUUAAACGUGAAUUGUGAACGUGCUUGGGAACGUUCUACUAGCGCUGUUCAACUUAAAUUUGCAGCAACCGCAGUGGCCAACAGCUGUUGGCGUGGGCUAUUGUGACCAAGCAGCAGCGUGGCGUAUACUUUCGUCCUUUGGCACGCACUAUCAUUCGUGCCAUCAAAACCGGAAUGCUAUUUUAUGAUGUUCGACGCACAGUUGAGGGGUUACCUCCUGGAAGGACGUCUGUACGGAAGGGAAGGGCGAUAAACGGCACUGCUUAUAUUUGACGGACAUUACCAUAGUCUUUGUUGCCGUGAGUAGUCAUAUUCAUGCCGAAUGAUACGUCCAAUUAUUCCUACAACUCGUUUUACUUAACCUGAGGCAAACAAGAACGUUUUUCUUCGGUCAUUAGGAAGCCGUGGUGUUUAUGGCAAACGUGGUUGACAGCGAACGCUCGUAGCACAGAUUCAGAUUAACGAGUGUUAGUUUUCGUCAACUAAGUCUUGAACUAAAGUGUAAUUUGUGCUGUUUGUUGCUUCGUUAAGCCUAAAGAUUACUUACUUCUACGAUUGGCUCCUUGAGUUGCGCUUUAGGAAUGCCGCGCAGCUUCAGACGAUGCAGAGUUUGUUAUUGGCAACUAUCAGUGGCAACGCAUGCUCUUCGAAAGACACGUAUCCAAAUAAACCCGGUCUCUGGCUACUGUUUAGCUGCGUGAGCUAUGAAAACUCUCGCUUGUUUUCUUAGGUAGCUUAGCAAUAUAGCUCGUUUGUACAGCUUGAAAUAUGUCAGUCUUAAAUUACGUUUUCUUUUCUGUAGCCGACUGAGAGAACAUUCUUUUUCCGUGUGGUUACGACUGUGUGUCAGAAUUUCAGUGCUACAUGGAGCUCGUCUGCAAAUAGGGAAUUAUGCGCGUGGACUUAAUUUGUGCAGUGAAUCCUGUUGGUGAGGAGUAGCCUUUCAUGCGGAGCUCAUAAUGCGCACUUACACACGUAAUCUGGGGAAGAAAAUAAGUUCUGGUAUUUGGCCGUUGAAAACGCCCAUUUUCCUGUGAAGCUGAAUUCGAAGAGAGGAGUGAGCACGCAGCGGCACAAGACAACUUUGCCCAUGGUACUGCCUACGAAUGACUCGUGACCGCUGUCUACCAGAUGACGUCUCCUGUGUGUUUAGCGUGCCGUCCUGAAGUGAACUUGACCAAACUUAGAAGUGUUAGUGCGAGAGUACUUGCACGUAUCGGUGUACGUUUCUUUCACCAGGGUGUGCGACGGAAGAGAACACCUGGCUCGGACAUAGCUUUUGUGAUACAACGACGACCACUCCGCUCAGUAUGCGAUGGUGGAUUCUAAUGUUUUGUGCUGUUCAAGUGAGUGUUAACACAAACACGUACAGAAUACGACAUAUGCUCGCUUUUCCCAACUUCACGGUUGCCCAUGACAUCUUGUUUCAGCUGCUUUUUUUCAAUUGUCCUCGUGGCAUUGAUAUAAGCAUUUAUUUACUUUACAUACAGCAGAAGCAUUGCGCUAUGGGAAUACCGAAUUCCUUCGUAAAGUUUGUCGUUGUAGCAUUAAGCGUGUUGCAUUCAUAGGUUCUUAUAAGAUAGUGUGCGUGUGCAAGAAAUCUCUCUUAUUUUUUCGCUCUUUAUUCAUGUGAAUGUGUCGAGAAUAGGUUGCAUGCCGGCUGAUUUUCCCGUCUUAUUUCAUCCCUUGUCACUAUGUCUAUGUAGCGUACCAUAUUUUGUUAUUAGAUAUGCCCCCUAAAAGAGUGUCUCGUGCUGCAGCGUCUAUUAAGUACUUGUCAUUGGCUGAAAACUGCUUAGGUGCAAGGCAAAAUACGGAGCCGAUUGAUUUUUUGCUAAGAUGAAACUGUGAACAUACGUUAUCCUAGACUGACAAUGUCUUCAACGUUCCCACUGCCACUUGAAGUUAACUUUUGGAAUAGAGCGUAGCGCGUUUCGUUAUGUAUUGAAGGAAUCGUCGGAAAAAAAUUAUCUUCAAGUUAGAAGCCGUGUUCAUGACGACUGAUAAGAUGUCUCGACAGCCAGAGAAUCUAUUUGGCUAUCGUGAGCGUCAUUCCAACUUAAAGGUCAUAUUCCGUUCUCAGCAUGAAGAAUUCUUGCCUUUACCUUUGUCUUAUGUCACGUAGCCAGAAAGUUUCAAAGCUUUUCUUUCCUGUGUCAUUAGCAACGUGCUCUGUGCCGAUGUAUAUAUAACCAAGUUGUAUGGAUCCAAGUGCCACAAAACAAGGACGAAACUCCAAAAUUAAAAAAAUUAGUUGAACAACUUUAACAUUUUGAGGUGCAUUGUGUUUUUUUCAAUAACCCAAUAUCCUCUGCGAAUGCUGAAGCACACAACAUAUUAUUCUGUAAAUCAGUAAACCGAUGUUGAAUCGUAGCUGUGUCACGCGAUGCUUUCUGAUGAUAUGCUUUCCGUAAUAUUGUGGCGUUACACGUGAAAUUAGUAAAAUACAAAUGUAUUUGUUGAAGAUCUUCUGGCAAAGUAACGAAAUAUAUGCAUUUGAGCUAUUUUUUGCAAUAAGAAGCACAAAAGAAAGGUAGA
This is a messenger RNA of Rhipicephalus microplus (southern cattle tick), 3926 nucleotides long. RefSeq names its product TWiK family of potassium channels protein 7. Gene Ontology annotation, molecular function: outward rectifier potassium channel activity; potassium ion leak channel activity. Gene Ontology annotation, cellular component: plasma membrane. The record is from RefSeq and is a predicted model, not a curated record. Gene Ontology annotation, biological process: potassium ion transmembrane transport; stabilization of membrane potential. Lineage: Eukaryota; Metazoa; Arthropoda; Arachnida; Ixodida; Ixodidae.